This is a messenger RNA of Teleopsis dalmanni, 3459 nucleotides long. RefSeq names its product protein PFC0760c (gene Gp150). The transcript has 7 exons. Gene Ontology annotation, molecular function: protein binding. The coding region runs from base 104 to 3262 and encodes 1052 amino acids. Lineage: Eukaryota; Metazoa; Arthropoda; Insecta; Diptera; Diopsidae. The record is from RefSeq and is a predicted model, not a curated record.
AGUUUGAAAACAAAUACUCAUAUUAGCUUUAAGUACAAUAAAUGAUAAGAAUAUUUACCAUAUAAUAAUCACCAAAUACUAAUAGUAAAAUAAGUUAAAUAAAAUGGGUCGCCAGCCUAGACUGGUGUUGCUACUACUACUCACGAUAGGGGUUUUUCAUGUUACCCUUGGUAGCACACCACGCCCAAUUCCACAAACGCAUGACGAUUAUGGAAGUGACCAAUUGGACUCAGAUGAAGAGGGAUCAGCUGAUAUAAUAAAUUCAAAGCAUGAUAGCAAAGAUAUUAAGUUAUCUUCAGAAAUUCUGAAGGACGUACCAAAAAUUAAAGCUAAAACUUCUACUACUUCAGGUCCCGCAUCAACAAGUUCGACAACAAAGCCUGUAAGUGAUGAAAUAAUGAAAGAUUUACUUGAGGCUUCGAAGCAUAGCUCUGUUCUAGCGGAUGAUUUGAGACUUAACAAAAUGUUGCCUGAUAAAUUUUUAAAACAAAAUGCAACAACACCAAAGGUAGACAGCGAACAACUUGAUGAUUAUGACGCAAACUAUGAAUAUGGUGAUGAGGAUUAUAAUUAUGUUGUCGAUUUUGAUAGUACAGAAUCUAAUCCCAAAAAAAUAACACCAACUAAUAAGGACACAGAAGCAUCGAUUGAAAUGAAACCAAUUAAGGAAGUCAAUGAAUCUACUUCCAAAUCUAACAACACUAAUACCCAUGAUGAUAUCGACAAUAACAUCGAGCAUGAAGACGAAAAAGAUAAUAAAAAUAACGACAAUACUGACGAAGACGAUUACAGUGAUGAAGUUGGUGAUGACGGUGAAGAAGACAUUGCUGAUGAGGAAGAUGUUAUUUUCUCUGAAAAUGUGCCUUGUCCCAGAUAUUGCGUUUGUGCUCGUAAUAUUAACAGUUACUUAGUUGCUACCUGUAGCAGAUUCGAUCCUGGUACCCAGAAAUUUGGUUCAGACAUCACUGAUUUGGUCGUAACAGAUAUUGGUCCAAAAUAUCCAAUACUUUUGGGCCCAGAGUUUUUCCUGCAAAUGGGUUUGAAACGCGUUUCUACUAUUAAAAUAGCAAAUUGUACCAUCGAAUAUUUACAUCCAACGGCUUUCCAUGGUUUGGAGGAACUCUAUUCAGUUAACCUAACUAAUGUCGGUUUAAGUCUUAUCAAUCCUGAUACAUUUGCUAAAAAUAAAAAACUACGCAUGUUGACAAUUUCUGGUAAUGAUCUUGGUGUUAUGUCCAGUGUACACUAUUUAAUAAAAUCAUCGAGCAUUGAGGAGUUAGAUUUGUCAGGAAACAAUUUGAUGGAACUUAACCCACACGCUUUUUCACAACUUUCUAAUAUUGUUUAUAUAAAUUUGUCGCAAAAUAAUCUACAAACAAUACCAGAGAAAGUAUUUGAUAAUGUCGAAACAAUAGAAGAAUUGGAUCUUUCAUACAAUUCUUUGAAAACCCUACCUCCACUAUUGUUUAAUCGUACUGCUUUGGCUAUUCUGAAUCUAAAAUAUAACUCCAUCACUAAUGACUUGAAAUUUGGUACUAGUGAUCUUCAACAAUUAGAUCUUAGUUUUAAUUUAAUACACGCUAUUCAUCAUGGUAUGUUCGAUAAAAUGACUGGUCUUACAAACCUGAAUCUGAAAGGUAAUGGUGUUACAAAGAUACAACCUGAUUCAUUCCUCACUUUGAAAAAUUUGCGUCACAUUGAUUUGUCUAUUAAUGAAUUGGAGCAAGUGUCUAGCAUGUUGUUCUACAAAAACUCUGAACUAGAUGUGAUACGCAUGAAUGAUAAUCCUCGUUUAAGUCAGUUACCCACUGAUGGCUUCCAAAGCUAUAACGGUUACUUCACUGUUUACUUUUUGGAUAUAUCUAACUGCGCAAUUGGUUCACUCGGUCAUAAAACGUUCUCAACAAUGCCACAUUUAGCAACUUUAAAACUUGCCUGGAAUAAUAUAAACAAUUUGGAGCGCGAUACUUUCUCCAGUCUUAACAAAUUAAUUGAGUUGGAUUUGAGCAAUAACUUAAUUGCUAAAUUAGAUGAACUUCUAUUUAUGGACAAUAAUGAUUUAACAAAAUUGAAUUUAGCCGGUAACCCGAUGCGGAAACUGUCGGUUCGACUAUUUUUACCAAUGACAAAACUACGCGAAUUGGACGUUAGCGACUGUGAGUUAAGUUCACUGUUGAUUGACAAUCGUUACGGUGUGGGUCGUAAAUACAAAUUCUACGAAACUCUACGCAGCUUCAACGCAUCUGCAAAUCAAAUUAGAAAGAUUUCGUCUUUCGAUAUUCGACAUUUUAAGAAUCUACGUACUUUGGAUAUUACAAAUAACCCACUUAAAUGUAAUGAAGGAUUCCAAGAAUUCAUGAACUAUGUAACGCUUAAUACUUAUAUUACACCAAACAAAAUGCCAACAUUCGCAAACAUUGAGAGUGAUGCCACAAACUUAGACGAUUUCCGUCCCAAUAUCGCAGGCUGGGUACAACUUGCUCAAGAGGUUUGCAAACAUCACGAAAGCAUGGCAAAAUCCACAAAUAACAACAAAGUGGAAACACGUAUACAGGAGGUUGAAAAGAGUAUAAAUGAAGACGAAAAAAAUCUUUUGGGUAUUGUAAAGGGAAGCCACUUGAAUAAAUUGCAGAAAAUACUAAAGGAUUCUUCAAAGGAUGAUGAAAGCUGGGAUGAUUAUGUUGAAGAAGAUGACAAUGAUGAUGAGUAUGGUGACGAUGAUAAAAAUGAUAAAGAUAAUGCAGAAGAUAAUGAAGAUGAAGAGGAUAAUACAGAUAAUGAUGAAGAGGAAGAUGAAGAAGAUGAGGAAGAUGAGGAUGACUAUGAUGCUGAUGACAAUAAGCAAGAUGAAUUAGAUUUAUCUAAAAUUAAAGACCAUGGUGUUAAAGUUGAGGAAAUUAAUUUAAGUAAGGAAACUAAAGAUCCUUUCUUACUUAAUAAAUUCUCCAUAAAUGGCGAAGAACAAAGUAACGAUAAUGUUGACGAAGAAAUUAUCAUUGAACGUGGACGCAUAUAUUAUGGCGGAUACAGGUUCCUUGUUCCAGUUAUUGUUACAGUAUUGUGUAUUGCUGUCGUGCUCUUAAUUGUAGUGAAAUUGAUUGUAAUGAUGUUACAUAAACGUGGUGAACGCUAUCGUAUGGCAUUAUUAGCAUCGUCGAACAAUUCUAUAGUAUAUCAAAAGCUAUCCGAAGAGAUUAAGCCAAAAAUGAAAGAAUCGAAGCAACCUAAAGUGCAUCGAUAUGCACCCAUCAAUCAAGUUUAAUUGAACUGGUAAAGUUCAUGGCGGGGCAGCUUAAAACGCACUGGGAAAUGGCGGAUUAAUUAAAUGUUAUAAAGAUUACUUAAAUAAGAUUGUUUUUCUUACUAAUCAUUAGAAAAACUUGUAAUAAGAAAAAAUUUGAAUGAUAAUUUAAUUUGUAAUAAUAUACAAACUAUACAUAUAUACAUAAAAAUGUUAAA